Microcebus murinus (gray mouse lemur) is the source of this 3441-nucleotide messenger RNA. It is a transcript of the gene GDF9, whose product is annotated as growth differentiation factor 9. Gene Ontology annotation, cellular component: extracellular region. Lineage: Eukaryota; Metazoa; Chordata; Mammalia; Primates; Cheirogaleidae. The record is from RefSeq and is a predicted model, not a curated record. Gene Ontology annotation, molecular function: cytokine activity; growth factor activity.
AGGCAAGAACAUAAAUACUUGUAACAGGUAAGGACAAAAUACCAUAGUGAGUUCUACCACCAUUUGGGUGAUCAAUAAAAAAUAAAGCAUUCAUUUAUUUUAUAGCACCAGGAAACGUCUCAAAACCUUUCAGCCAAGUUCUAUCUAGGUAGGUGUACAGACCAAAGUAAGGAAAUCAUGGUAUUAUAUUUUUAGCCGAGGUUUAAGGCGAUGUCCUUUUCUUUCAAGCAGAUUACAAAUACAGUUGCAAUAUUCCAAGAACAUAGUCUGUAUUAAGCCACCUUGGAGGACUUAGCAACCUAACAGUUCUCUGCUCUCUGGGAUUUCUAUGCCAGUUGUGACUUUAAUCUCACCUUUCAAGUGAACAUGGAGUGAGUAAUUAUUCUAAGCACCUGGAACUGGGAGAGGUGGUGAAGAUGAAUCAAGAAGACGAGAGUAAACCUAAUACCAAAAAUUGCAUACCAACAUCUGAGUGUCAUCACGAAUAAUUAGUUAGCUUUUCCACAUGUCUUAGAAGUUCCAGCAAGCACCUAAGAAACAUUUUAGGAAUCCUAAUUUCUCUCUCUCUCAAAAAACUAAGAGGUUUUAUUUUACGAUCAUUCCUUAAUUUCCCUUAGACUUUCAGCUACAUAACUAGUCUAUUAGUAUAAUGAUAAUGUAACAGGUCUUAAAUAAAUGCCUGGGGUGGGGAAAAGGUAGAGGAAAGCUAAAUAACCAAAUAAAUCUGUAUCUAAUGAGGGCAAAUUGGCUAAAUAGGGUGUUAUCAGCUGUUUGAUAUAGAGCCGACAAAAAUUAUGUUCAGCUAGGCACCCUUGAGGCCUGAUUACAGAAGCCCCGCUAGUCCACCCACACACCUAAAAUUUAUUUAAGAGACGAAGCUAGGGCCUUCCUGGCCUUUAGGAAGAAGACUGGCAUGGGGAAAUGUGUUCCUCCCUAGCUCCUACAAGCCAUGGCGCUUUCCAGCAAAUUCCUCCUUUGGUUUUGCUGUUUUGCCUGGCUCUGUGUUCCUAGUAGCCUUAGUUCCCAGGCUUCUCGGGGAGAAGCUCAGAUUGCAGCUGGUGCAGAGUUGGAAUCUGAGGCUGAGCCUUGGUCCUUGCUGCAGCCUGUCGAUGGGAGAGACAGAUCUGGCUUCCUUCCCCCUCUUUUCAAAGUCCUAUCUGAUGGGCCAGGCGGGGCACCCAGGCUGCAGCCGGACUCCAGAGCCUUGCACUACAUGAAGAAGCUCUAUAAGGCAUAUGCUACUAAGGACGGGAUUCCCAAAUCCAAUAGAAGUCACCUCUACAAUACCGUGCGGCUCUUCACCCCCUGUGCCCAGCACAAGCAGGCUCCUGGAGACCAGGUGGCAGGGAUCCUUCCACCGGUGGACCUGCUGUUUGACCUGGACCGUGUCACCGCUGUCGAACGCCUGCUCAAGUCAGUCUUGCUGUACACUGUCAACCACUCGGUUUCUCUUCCCUCUGCUGUCAAGUGUGCGUGCAACCUGGUGAUAAAGGAGCCAGCGCCUUCUGGCCAGAGUCUCCCUGGAGCUCCACACUCCUUUACCUUGAACUCGCAGUUUGAAUUUGGCAAGAAACACAGAUGGAUUGAGGUCGAUGUGACCACCCUCCUUCAGCCUCUGGUGGGCUCCAACAAGAAGAUUCACAUGUCUGUAAAUUUUACGUGCACGAGAGAGCAGCCUCGGCGUCCUUCGGCACGGGACGGCCCAUCUGACGUGACUCUCCUGGUGUCGCCCUCGCUGAUCUUGUAUCUGAAUGACACCAGUGCUCGGGCUCAUCACAGCCGGUUGUCCCUUCACGACGCAAGGAGGCCUUCGCCGGGUCCCGACCAGAGGAGCAACGUGUCCGCCUACCCCGUGGGGGAAGAGGCCGCUGAGGAUGGGAGGUCGUCCCGUCACCGGAGAGGGCAGGACACUGUCGUCUCUGAAUUGAAGAAGCCCCUGGUUCCAGCUUCCCUCAACCUGAGUGACUACUUCAAACAGUUCCUUUUCCCCCAAAACGAGUGUGAGCUCCACGACUUCAGACUGAGCUUCAGCCAGCUGAAGUGGGACAACUGGAUCGUGGCCCCGGGCAGGUACAACCCUCGCUACUGCAAAGGGGACUGUCCCAGGGCCGCCGGGCACCGGUACGGCUCCGUGGCUCACACCAUGGUGCAGAACAUCAUCCACGAGACGCUCGACCCCUCGGUGCCGAGGUCCUCGUGCGUGCCUGCCAGGUACAGCCCCCUGAGCGUCCUGACCGUGGAGCCCGACGGCUCCAUCGCUUACAAAGAGUACGAGGACAUGAUAGCUACUAAGUGCACCUGCCGCUAGCAAACGGAGCUCCGAACUGAAACCUGGAGCCUGUCGUGGGAGAAAGUAAAUGUCGUGUGCCUGUCUGUGCCUUCGGGAGAAAGCUCCGUGUGUCAGAUCUCUCCAUGAAUCGCAGCGCAGGUUGUAUAAGGACGGGCCUGUGUGGGUGAGCACCUUCUGUGACAUGGGCGUAUGGAGGGACAACGUCAGUUGUUGCUGCUGAGCCUCGGUUUCCAUUCCUUGGGACAGCUUUGGAUUUUUUUCCCUGGCCUGUUUUUCAGAGGAGUCUUAUUCUUGAUGGAAAAAAAAAAAAAUUCUUAGCCUAAAUCUUAGAAUUGUAGCUUAUAUAAAUAGACAAUUCAGAGCACUAUAGUCUUAUUUAAGGGAAGAAUAAAUUCUUAUCAAUGGCAUGAGUUUUGCGUGUGUGUUUUAUUAAAGAUUGCUUUAAAUGAUGAUCUGGGGAACGAUGUGUAUACAAGGUGGCCUUAGAUCAACUUUUGAAUUUUGAUAGUAAAUUCUUUGAUUAGAGUAAAAGGGAAGGCUGACGUCGCCAAAUCCUAAUGAAGUGAGAUUUCCUGGCACUAGAGCGUAUGGAGCACAACUCAUUGCUCUUGUUUGUGCAACUGUUACACAAUAUAGUAAUUCUGCUUAUUAACUGGCACUUAAAAGCAAUUCACACAGAACAAUGUAACACUUGUCUCAUCAGUUUAAAGGAAACUGCCUUGAAGAUUUUUCUAAGAAAAGCUAUGUUUAAGACUAUUUAAAUGUAUUUUUUUCCUUAAUAUAUUUAAAACUUAUGACCUUAUGGAAGGAAGCCAGGGAGGUAUUUUUUGUUUGGGUUUAGGUGUUUUGGGUUUGUGUUUUGUUGACUUGCCUCCUCUCCCUCUAUUUUACCCCCACAGGUCGUUUUCCAGGUGAUCUCGAACUGCUUCUGCUUAGCUGGUGGCAGUGACCGGGUUAUGUUACUGACCUUGUGUGGCUAGUAGGGCUUUUAUGUGGGUUUUCAAUAUAUCUCCUAUUUAUUCUGAGAGAGCCCUGGGGCACAGAGAUGGGGCUUACAGGAUGUUGUGUUUCAGAGUUUCUGAAACCCUAAUAUACAAACCAAAAGUAAUUCCUAGAUGCAAGAGGUACUUUUCAUUCUUGUAAAUGAUCUU